Messenger RNA from Coregonus sp. 'balchen', 26220 nucleotides. NCBI's taxonomy places the organism in Eukaryota, Metazoa, Chordata, Actinopteri, Salmoniformes, Salmonidae. The record is from the annotation of a GenBank genome assembly.
AUGUCAGAAGCCAUCCUCACCUUCCAGUACCAACUCAAUGGAGUCAUGGAAACGGUCCUGAAAACCGCGGUGCAUGAGAUCACUCGGCUGGUGAAGGACAGCUUCCUGGAGGAAGUGACGGGGAGCAAGCAGGAAGUUGACGUCUUGAAGGAGAGGCUGCAGCAGUUUGAGCAGAGAUGGAGGGACGGAGAGGAAGAGAGGAAGAGGAGGGAAGUUGAAGAGAAAGAGCAGAGGGGGAUGUGUAGGAGAUGUGGUUGUGCUGGAGACACUGAGGAGAGAGAAGAGGCUCUGUCAGGUGAGUGAGGAGAGAUGCACGAACACACACACACACACAUACCUGAUAUAGGAUCUAUAACUUUGCUCUGUCCUCAGCAGCAGAGGAAGGAUGGGUUAUCAAACAGGAGAUGUUCCAGCCAAGUGGACCCAGCGCUCUCCCAGAGAGAGAGGGUCCACAGGAAUUGGCCAAUCCCAGCUCUUCCUGUGUCUCUGAAAGGAUAGAAGAGAGCGAGGCCCAUGUGGUCCAUAUCAAAGAGGAGCCAGAAGACUCAGGGGACUUGGUUACCCAGAUGAUCACAUCCACAGAUUCCCCCAUAAUGAGCCUGAGUCGUCUGCAGAGAUUGAGCUCAAACGCUGGGGCAUGGGCCAGUGAGCCUCCACCUCUACUCCCAGCACCAUGGGCUAGUGAGCCUCUUCCUCCAGCACUAUGGGCCAGGGAGCCGCUACCUAUACCUCCAGCACCAUGGACCAGGAAGGAGCAGCACCUACUCUCAAGGUCAGUGAUACCCACCCAGGGGACAGAGCGUGCUGCGGGGGCACUCGAGACCAGCCCCUACGGCCUGAACAUCAACACAACGGCACAGCUGAUGGUCAAACCUUACAGCUGCCCACACUGUGGGAAGAGCUUCCCUCAGCUCCGAAACCUGAAAGACCACCAGAAGUACCACCACACAGGGAAGAAGGCCUUCACCUGCUCCCAGUGUUUUAAGGGCUUUGUGUACAUGUGCCACCUCAGGGUACACAUGCAGUGCCACAUGGGGAGAGGCCGUUCAGCUGCUCUCAGUGUGGGAAGAGCUUCAGCCUUCAGAGCAGCUUGAAGAGACACAGGAUCAUUCACACUGCAGAGAGCCCUUACCACUGCACGGACUGUGGGAACAGAUUCAAUUCUAGAGCAGACCUGAAAACACAUGAACAGAUUCAUACAGCAAGGUAGUCACUUUGUUGCUUUUUGUGCUAUUGCUCUGUCUGCGUGCUGCUUGUCCUAUGUUGCUCUGUAUGUGCUCACUGCACAUUCUUUGUCUGUAUUGUUAUUGUUUUUAAUAACCUGCCCUGGGACUGCGGUUGAAAAUUAGCCUGCUAGCUAAAACCGGACACUUUUACUGAAACAUUGAUUAAUUUGCACUGACCCUGUAAAAAUAAACUCAAACUCAAGGUAGAUAUUUGAGAUGGGUGACAGGUAGCAUAGCGGUUAAGAGCGUUGGGCCAGUAUCCGGAAGGUUGCUGGUUCUAAUCCCCAAGCCGACUUGGGUGAAAAAUAUGUCUGUGGCCUUGAGCAAGACACUUAACCCUAAUUGCUCUGGAUAAGAGUCUACUAAAAUGUAAAAAUGAGAUGGAGCGGGUUCAUUUUGAAAAUCAAAGGGGGAAAACAACUGCCCACGUGUACUAUGUUCAAUGUAUUGUUGCUGAUGAAUUUUAUGUUGAGAGGAAUAAAAGUAUUUAUGAAGAAAUUAUUCUCAUCCUUUCAUAAAUGGUUGGUCAAAAGGUGUUAUUAACUGUGACAUACACACACAGAUAUCUUAAAAGUAAAGUAGUAAUAAGUAAGUAGCCAUGUCAGAACCACAACGGCCCAUAGAGUAACAGAUAUCUUCCUCUGGAAAAUAAAUACAUUUGACAGCGAUUCCCACGUCAAAGAAAAAGAUUGAUGAGUUCUGCGCAAUCGCAGUAUUAUCACCAAGAUGUCACAGACCAAAGGGGCGGGACCCAACCGCUACAGUCUAUUGUCGUCACUAGUUACCACAGACACAAAGUAUUAAACCCCGCAUGUUUUCAAUUUCUCUUAUUAAAAUGUGAUUUUGGACCUAACUUUAACCACACCGCUAACCUUAUGCGUAACCCUACCCCUAAUCUUAAAUUAAGACCAAAAAGCAUUUUUUUAAUUUAAUGAAUUCUUGCGAUAUAGACAAUUCUGACUUUGUGGCUGUGUUACCUAGUGGAAACCCCAGUCUAGCUAGUAGCUGUUAGCUAGCUUUUUACAGUAGCUAGCUACCUGUCGCUGUUACCUCCGUGUACAGUUAUAGUAGAUAUAAAAUGUUUGUAGCUAGUUGAUUUGUUGAUGCACAACAAAAAACAACGUUUGGGGAAUUGGUAAGAAUAUUUGCUGAAAGGUCAGAAAGCUGCUACUACCCUGUGCGAUUGUAUGUAGCUAAAGUUAGCUUAGCUCGCAAGCAGGCUAGAGAAACUAAUUUGAUACGUCUAACCACAGUCAAAAAGUGGUGUAGAUAAGGGUUAGGGUUUAUUCAUUUGUUCGUUACAAGCAUGUUGCUGGGCUAAAUCAUUGGUAGGUGCGCUGGCAAUAUAUUUGAGGCACAACCAAGACCACAUUUGGUGUAUUUGACUGCUUGCCCCUGUUUCCAGGAGGAAAAUCCCUGACUCUCUGGGCACUGGUGUGAUCUGGAGGAGGCUAAAUCCCAGUCUUUCCAUUAUAGUAAACCAAACUGGGAAACAAGGGGGGCAGCUCAUCCAUAGAAGACUGGCAGUGAACUCUGGGACUGGUACUAAUAAGGGAAGGGGGGGGUGAUUCUCCAGUGUUGAGUUGAUGUUGUUGCAGCUAUGUCAGAAGCCAUCCUCACCUUCCAGUACCAGCUCAAUGGAGUCAUGGAAACGGUCCUCAAAACCGCCAUGCAUGAGAUCACUCGGCUGGUGAAGGACAGCUUCCUGGAGGAAGUGACACGGAGCAAGCAGGAAGUGAACGUCUUGAAGGAGAGGCUGCAGCAGUGUGAGCAGAGGUGGAGGGACGGAGAGGAGGAGAGGAAGAGGAGGGAAGUUGAAGAGAAAGAGCAGAGAAAGAAGAGGGAAGAGAGAGAGCAGAGGGGGAUGUGUAGGAGAUGUGGUUGUGCUGGAGACACUGAGGAGAGAGAAGAGGCUCUGUCAGGUGAGUGAGGUGAGAUGCGCACACACACACAAACAAUAUAGGAUCUAUAACUUUGUUCUGUUCCAUUCUCAGGAGCAGAGGAAGGUUGUGUUAUCAAACAGGAGAUCUUCCAGCCAGGUGGACCCAGCGAUCUCCCAGAAAGAGAGGGUCCACAGGAAACGGCCACACCCAGCUCUUCCUGUGUCUCUGAAAGGAUGGAAGAGAGGAAAGCCCAUGUGGUCCAUAUCAAAGAGGAGCCCGAUGACGGGCGGGACUUGGUUACCCAGAUGAUCACAUCCACAGAUUCCCCCAUAAUGAGCCGGAGUCAUCUGCAGAGAUUGAGCUCACAUCCUGUGGGAUGGACCAGUGAGCCUCUUGCUCCAGCACCACAACCAUGGACCAUGGAGCCUCCUCCUCCAGCACCAUUGGCCAGGGAGCCUCCAGCUCUACCUCCAGCACCAUGGUACAGGAAGGAGCAGCACCUACUCCCAAGCUCAGUGAUACGCACCCAGGGGACAGAGUAUACUGUGGGGGCCCUCGAGACCAGCCCCUACAGCCUGAGCAUCAACACAACGGCACAGCUGAGGGUCAAACCUUACAGCUGCCCACACUGUGGGAAGAGCUUCCCUCAGCUCCGAAAUCUCAAACACCACCAGAAGUACCACCACACAGGGAAGAAGGCCUUCACCUGCUCCCAGUGCGAUAAGGGUUUUGUGUACAUGUCCCACUUCAGGGUACACAUGCAGCGCCACACGGGGGACAGGCCGUUCAGCUGCUCUCAGUGCGGGAAAAGCUUCAGCCUUCAGAGUGGCUUGAAGAAACACAGGGUCAUUCACACUGCAGAGAUGCCCUACCACUGCACGGGAUGUGGGAACAGAUUCAAUUCUAGAGCGGACCUGAAAAGACAUGAACAGAUUCAUGCAGCAAGGUAGACCUUUGAGAAGAAGCAGGUUGAUUUAGAAAAUCAGAGGGGGGAAAUAACUGCCCACGUGUACUAUGUUCAAUGGAUCUAUAGUUGUUGAUGCAUUUCAUGUUGAGAGGAAUAAAACUAUUCAUGAAUAAAUUAUUCUCAUCCUUUCUUAAUAAAUGAUUGGUCACACAGUGUUAUUUAUUCGUUACAUACACACACAGAUAUCUUAAAAGUGAAAGAGUAAUAAGCAAGUAGCCUUGUCUGAGUCCGAACGGCCCAUAGAGUAACUUACUCUGGCAAAUAAAUAUAUUUGGAACUGCGCUUUAGACCGAUUCUAACAUCAAAGGAAAAUAAUGACCAGAUCUGCGCAAUCGCAUUGGCAGUAUGAUCACCUCGAUGUCACAGAUCAGUGGGGGCGGGACCCAUCCUCUACUGUCUAGUUAGGUAUUAGUUUAGCUCUAAUGGAUAAUAUGUGCUAUGAUGUACAGUAGUGUUGGGGAAACGAAGCUUCCUGAAGCAUUGAGCAUUUCCAGCUAAUUGUGUCGAAAAUAGGUAAAUUACUCGAGGCUUUGAUCAACACGUACACUCGUGGCACCUGCUGGUCAAAAUAAUUUAGAAUAGCCAAAUUAUUAUAGUUGACGUCAGGGUAGCCACAAAUAAAAUAUUUGGGAUCACUUUUUUGUCUUCCACCGAAACCAAUGGCAAAGCAAUCGGGGUUGUUCCACAAAACGAAGAUUCGGACGUCAUUGAUCACGUGCUUCUGAUAAAGCCAUACAAGCAUCCGUACACUGCUUCGAAAUAAACUGCUUAGCGAUUUGUACGCAUGCCUCGGAUUUCCGGUUUUAAACGCGACAUCACUAAUAUACAGUAGCUACCUGUCUCUUUUACCUCUUUAUAUAGUUCUAGGAGAGAUGGGUAGGAUGUUUGUAACUAGUUGAUUUGUUGACCCACAACAAAAAACAACGUUCGAAAAGUGGUAAGCAUAUUUUUAUUUGUGUCAAAUGGUCAGAAAGCUGCUACACAACCCUGUGUUAUUAGCUUAGUUAGCUAGGUGCUUUUAGAAACGCGGGUGUAUUUACACACUAGCGUUGCUUUCUAUUGUAUUGGGUUGCACAAAAACAGUCCCGUGGGAAACCAGGAAUUAAAUACAAUUCAAUUUCACCUUACUGUGCAGGUGGGCAGGACGGUUAGUCAUUAUGGCGGGGGAAUUUGAGACAUAUCUAAAGGAUCUUAUUAUUAAACAGUGUAAGUAAAUACACAUGCGUUGCUAAAAGCACCUACUAGCUAGCAAGCUUGAGAAAUGUGUUGUUUGGUUUACCUAACCACAGCCAAAAGUGGUGUAAGUAAGGGUUUAUUAAUUUGUUCGUUACAUGCACGUUUCAGGGCUAAAUCAUUGAUAGGUGAACCUUAUAUUACUGACAAGAUAAUAGAAUCACAUCAAGACCACAUUUGGUGUAUUUGACAGCUUGCCCCUGUUUCCAGGAGGAAGAUCCCUGUCUCGGCACUGGUGUGAUCUGGAGGAGGCUAAAUCAGUCUUUCCAUUAUAGUGAACCAAACUGGGAAACGAGGGGCAGCUCAUCCAUAGAAGACUGGCUGUGAACUCUGGGACUGGUACCGAUAAGGGAAGGGGGGUUGAUUUUCCAGUGUUGAGUUGAUGUCCAGUGUUUCCAGUGUUCAGCUAUGUCAGAAGCCAUCCUCACCUUCCAGUACCAACUCAAUGGAGUAAUGGAAAUGGUCCUCAAAACCGCCGUGCAUGAGAUCACUCGGCUGGUGAAGGACAGCUUCCUGGAGGAAGUGACACGGAGCAAGCAGGAAGUGGGCGUCUUUAAGGAGAGGCUGCAGCAGUGUGAGCAGAGAUGGAGGGACGGAGAGGAAGAGAGGAAGAGGAGGGAAGAUGAAGAGAAAGAGCAGAGAAAGAAGAUGGAAGAGAGAGAGCAGAGGGGGAUGUGUAGGAGAUGUGGUUGUGCUGGAGACACUGAGGAGAGAGAAGAGGCUCUGUUAGGUGAGUGAGGAGAGAUAUACACUACCAUUCAAAAGUUUGGGGUCACUUAGAAAUUUCCUCGUUUUCGAAAGAAAAUCAUUUUUUUUGUCCAUUAAAAUAACAUCAAAUUGAUCAGAAAUACAGUGUAGACAUUGUAAAUGUCUAUUGUAGCUGGAAACGGCUGAUUUUUUUUUUUUAAUCGAAUAUCUACGUAGGUGUACAGAGGCCCAUUAACAGAAACCAUCAGUUCUGUGUUCCAAUGGCACGUUGUGUUUGCUAAUCCAAGUUUAUCAUUUGAAAAGGCUAAUUGCUCAUUAGAAAACCCUAUUGCAAUUAUGUUAGCACAGCUGAAAACUGUUGUGCUAUAGAAGCAAUAAAACUGGCCUUCUUGAGACUAGUUGAGUAUCUGGAGCAUCAGCAAUUGGGGGUUCGAUUACAGGAUCAAAAUGGCCAGAAACAAAUAACUUUCUUCUGAAACUCGUCAGUCUAUUCUUGUUCUGAGAAAAAAUGGCUAUUCCAUGCGAGAAACUGAAGAUCUCGUACAACGCUGUGUACUACUCCCUUCAAAGAACAGCGCAAACUGUCUCUAACCAGAAUAGAAAGAGGAGUGCGAGGCCACGGUGCACAACUGAGCAAAAGGACAUAUACAUUAGUGUCUAGUUUGAGAAACAGACGCCUCACAGGUCCUCAACUGGCAGCUUCAUUAAAUAGUACCCGCAAAACUGGUAAAAAUGGCUUUUCCUUUGCAACUCUGCCUAGGUCAGCAUCCCGGAGUCGCCUCUUCACUGUUGACGUUGAGACUUGUGUUUUGCGGGUACUAUUUAAUGAAGCUGCCAGUUGAGGACCUGUGAGGCGUCUGUUUCUCAAACUAGACACUAAUGUAUAUGUCAUUUUGCUCAGUUGUGCACCGUGGCCUCACACUCCUCUUUCUAUUCUGGUUAGAGCCAGUUUGCACUGUUCUGUGAAGGGAGUAGUACACAGCGUUGUACAAGAUCUUCAGUUUCUUGGCAAUUUCUCACAUGAAAUAGCCUUCAUUUCUCAGAACAAGAAUAGACUUACAAGUUUCAGAAGAAAGUUAUUUGUUUCUGGCCAUUUUGAUCCUGUAAUCGAACCCACAAUUGCUGAUGCUCCAGAUACUCAACUAGUCACAAGAAGGCCAGUUUUAUUGCUUCUUUAAUCAGCACAACAGUUUUCAGCUGUGCUAACAUAAUUGCAAAAGGGUUUUCUAAUGAUCAAUUAGCCUUUUAAAAUGAUAAACUUGGAUUGGCAAACAAAAUGUGCCAUUGGAACACAGGACUGAUGGUUGCUGAUAAUGGACCUCUGUACGCCUAUGUAGAUAUUCCAUUAAAUAUCAGCCAUUUCCAGCUACAAUAGCCAUUUACAACAUUAACUAUGUCUACACUGUAUUUCUGGUGUAGCUCAGUUGGUAGAGCAUGGUGUUUGCAACGCCAGGGUUGUGGGUUUGAUUCCCACAGGGGGCCAGUAUGGAAAAAAUAAAAAUGUAUGCACUCACUAACUGUAAGUCGCUCUGGAUAAGAGCGUCUGCUAAAUGACUAAAAUGUAAAUGUGACCCCAAACUUUUGAACGGUAGUGUGUGUGUGUAUAUGUGUAUGUAUAUAUAUAUAUAUAUAUAUAUAUACACACACAGUGAGGGGAAAAAAGUAUUUGAUCCCCUGUUGAUUUUGUUUGUUUGCUCACUGACAAAGAAAUGAUCAGUCUAUAAUUUUAAUGGUAGGUUUAUUUGAACAGUGAGAGACAGAAUAACAACAAAAAAAUCCAGAAAAACGCAUGUCAAAAAUGUUAUAAAUUGAUUUGCAUUUUAAUGAGGGAAAUAAGUAUUUGACCCCUCUGCAAAAUAUGACUUAGUACUUGGUGGCAAAACCCUUGUUGGCAAUCACAGAGGUCAGAUGUUUCUUGUAGUUACAUUUACAUUACAUAGUUGGCCACCAGGUUUGCACACAUCUCAGGAGGGAUUUUGUUCCACUCCUCUUUGCAGAUCUUCUCCAAGUCAUUAAGGUUUCGAUGCUGAUGUUUGGCAACUUGAACCUUCAACUCCCUCCACAGAUUUUCUAUGGGAUUAAGGUCUGGAGACUGGCUAGGCCACUCCAGGACCUUAAUGUGCUUCUUCUUGAGCCAUUCCUUUGUUGCCUUGGCCGUGUGUUUUGGGUCAUUGUCAUGCUGGAAUACCCAUCCACGACCCAUUUUCAAUGCCCUGGCUGAGGGAAAGAGGUUCUCACCCAAGAUUUGACGGUACAUGGCCCCGUCCAUCGUCCCUUUGAUGCGGUGAAUCUGUCCUGUCCCCUUAGCAGAAAAACACCCCCAAAGCAUAAUGUUUCCACCUCCAUGUUUGACGGUGGGGAUGGUGUUCUUGGGGUCAUAGGCAGCAUUCCUCCUCCUCCAAACACGGCGAGUUGAGUUGAUGCCAAAGAGCUCCAUUUUGGUCUCAUCUGACCACAACACUUUCACCCAGUUCUCCUCUGAAUCAUUCAGAUGUUCAUUGGCAAACUUCAGAUGGGCAUUUAUAUGUGCUUUCUUGAAUGGGGGGACCUUGCGGGCGCUGCAGGAUUUCAGUCCUUCACGGCGUAGUGUGUUACCAAUUGUUUUCUUGGUGACUAUGGUCCCAGCUGCCUUGAGAUCAUUGACAAGAUCCUCCCGUGUAGUUCUGGGCUGAUUCCUCACCGUUCUCAUGAUCAUUGCAACUCCACGAGGUGAGAUCUUGCAUGGAGCCCCAGGCCGAGGGAGAUUGACAGUUAUUUUGUGUUUCUUCCAUUUGUGAAUAAUCGCACCAACUGUUGUCACCUUCCACCAAGCUGCUUGGCGAUGGUCUUGUAGCCCAUUCCAGCCUUGUGUAGGUCUACAAUCUUGUCCCUGACAUCCUUGGAGAGCUCUUUGGUCUUGGCCAUGGUGGAGAGUUUGGAAUCUGAUUGAUUGCUUCUGUGGACAGGUGUCUUAUACAGGUAACAAACUGAGAUUAGGAGCACUCCCUUUAAGAAUGUGCUCCUAAUCUCAGCUCGUUACCUGUAUAAAAGACACCUGGGAGCCAGAAAUCUUUAUGAUUGAGAGGGGGUCAAAUACUUAUUUCCCUCAUUAAAAUGCAAAUCAAUUGAUAACAUUUUUGACAUGCGUUUUUCUGGAUUUUGUUGUUGUUAUUCUGUCUCACAUUGUUCAAAUAAACCUACCAUUAAAAUUAUAGACUGAUCAUUUCUUCAUCAGUGAGCAAAUGUACAAAAUCAGCAGGGGAUCAAAUACUUUUUUCCCUCACUGUGUGUGUAUGUAUGUAUAUAUAUAUAUAUAUAUAUAUAUAUAUAUAUAUAUAUAUAUAUACAUAUAUAUAUACACACACACACACACACACACCUGAUAUAGGAUCUAAAACUUUGUUCUGUUCCAUCCUCAGGAGAAGAGGAAGGUUGUGUUAUCAAACAGGAGAUGUUCCAGCCAGGUGGACCCAGUGCUUUCCCAAAGAGAGAGGGUCCACAGGAAACGGCCAUACCAAGCUCUUCCUGUGUCUCUGAAAGGAUGGAAGAGAGGAAGGCCCAUGUGGUCCAUAUCAAAGAGGAGUCCGAUGACUGGGGGGACUUGGUUACCCAGAUGAUCGCAUCCACAGAUUACCCCAUAAUGAGCUUGAGUCGUCUGCAGAGAUUGAGCUCACAUCCUGGGGGAUGGGCCAGGGAGCCUCUUGCUCCAGCACCAUCACCAUGGACCAGUGAGCCUCUUCCUCCAGCACUAUGGGCCAGGGAGCCUUUACCUCCAGCACCAUUGGCCAGAAAGCCUCCACCUCUACCUCCAGCACCAUUGGCCAGGGAGCCUCCCCCUCUACCUCCCGCACCAUUGACCAGGAAGUUGCGGCACCUACUCCCAAGGUCAGUGAUACCCACCCAGGGGACAGAGCAUGCUUUGGGGGCCGUCGAGACCAGCCCCUCCGGCCUGUGUAUCAACACAAUGGCAGAGCUGAGGGUCAAACCCUACAGCUGCUCACACUGUGGGAAGAGCUUCCCUCAGCUCCGAAAUCUCAAACACCACCAGAAGUACCACCACACAGGGAAGAAGGCCUUCACCUGCUCCCAGUGCGGUAUGGGCUUUGUGUACAUGUCCCACUUCAGGGUACACAUGCAGCGCCACACGGGGGAGAGGCCGUUCAGCUGUUCUCAGUGUGGGAAGAGCUUCAACCUUCAGAGUGGCUUGAUGAAACACAGGGUCCUUCACACUUUAGAGAGAGACUUUACCACUGCAACGACUGUGGGAACAGAUUCUAUUCUAGAGCAGACCUGAAAAGACAUGAACAGAUUAAUGCAGCAAGGUACACCUUUGAGAUGAAGCAGGUUGAUUUAGGAAAUCAGAGGGGGGAAAUAACUGCCAACGUGUACUAUGUUCAAUGUAUCAAUAGUUGCUGAUGCAUUUGAUGUUGAGAGGAAUAAAACUCUAUAUGAAUAAAUUAUUCUCGUCCUUUCUUAAUAAAUGAUUGGUCACACAGUGUUAUUUAUUUGUUACAUACACACACAUAUAUCUUAAAAGUGAAAGAGUAAUAAGCAAGUAGCCUUGUCUGAGCCCGAACAGCCCAUAGAGUAACUGUUGUGGAAAAUAAACACUAUACUUUAUUACAAAUAAGGUCUUACAGAGUUUUUGUUGCAUCAAGAAAUUACUUUAUUAAAGUUUUCAACAAAGCCGAUACCUGUCUGCAGAAUGGCCCCCCCUUACAGUCUCCCUCCAUUCUAUAUAGUCCUCUUCAGUUUUCCCGCUCUUUUAUUGCUCCGCCCACUUCCUUUAGCCACUCUCAGAGACAAACUCAACUUUCAUUAAGUUCAGAGUACUACAAUCAAUCAAUCCUUAUCUUGCAAAAACACUCAUGUUUAGUUUAAACUCUGUUCAACCCUGGCUCUUUUCACUGUGUUUGAAGACAAAAACAAACGGCCCAAUUCAGUUAGCCACAAAGAAUGUUAACUAUAUGUUCAUGAUUAACUCAAUUUUAUCUGAUAAUCCAUUAAAAAUACACAAUUUACUCUGGCAAAUAAAUACAUUUGGAACUGUGCUUUGCUAACAUCAAAGAAGAUAUGUACCAGAUCUGCGCAGUCGCAUUGGCAGUAUGAUUUCCUCGAUUUCACAGAUCAGGGGGCGGGACCCAACCAGUCCAGUUAGUUAGCUAUUAGUUUAGCUAUUAUGGAUCAUCUGUGCUAUAAUAUACAGUAGUGAUGGGGAAACGAAGCUUGAAGCAUUGAGCAUUUCCAGCCAAUUGUUUCGAAAAUAGGUUAAUUACUCGAGGCUUUGAUCAACAGGUUGUACACUAGUGGCACCUGCUGGUCAAAAUAAUUUAUAAUAGCCGAAUUAUUACAGUAGCCAUAGAUAAAUCUUUGGGGUGGCCUUUUUGUCUUUUAAAGAAACCAAGAGCAAACCAAUCAGGUGGUUGUUCGACCACACGAAGAUUCGGACGUCAUUGAUAACGUGCUUCUGAUAAAGGGAUACAAACAUCGGCACACUGCUUCGACGUAAACUUUUUUUUCUUCUUUUUUAAAAUUGUAUUUAUAUAUAUAUAUAUAUUUUUUAUAUAUAUUUUAAUAUAUUUAUUACAUCACACGAAUAUUGUACAAAACCAAACAAUAUACAAAUAUCACACAACAAAAAAUUGGACAAAUAGACAGUUCUUUGACAAAUUGCUAUUUAUACCAUUCAGGGAUGUUAAAUAAUACGCUAAAUCAAUUAGAAAAAAAUUUGUAAAAAAAUUUUGGACCCCUGAACUUCAUUUUAUGGAUCAAACAUUUUCCCAAUAAAAUUAACUAAUUCACAAUGUAUUGGCAGUCACUGUGCAUGUAUGUAAAAUAAAAAAUAACAUCACAUUUGGUAAUGCUUACAGGUUGACCCAUCUUAUAACUAAUGUGUAUUUUCAUAUCUGUCCAAAAUAUUUCGCUAUGCAAACAAUCACAAAAUAAAAGCUCUAGUCUCAUUUUUUAAUUCACAAAAGCUACACUUAUUUUCUACAUUAAUUACAUAUUUAUAAAUAAGACUAUUACAAGGAUAAUAUCUGUGAAGGAUAUUGUAAGAGACUACUCUUACUUUAUUAGUUAUCAAAUAUUUAUGUGGAUUAUGUGAAAUGGGAACAACUGGAAACUCGAAAAUUACGAGGUGAAGAAAUCAUGACGUCUGUGAUCUUCAUGUCGGAAAAGUCAGGAGUUCUAGAAAGAGGACGGAGUUGGAAUUCCGAGUUAGAUGACGGUUGAAAUCGGAGCUCGUUUUUUUCCCGAGUUGAUGUGAACGCACUGAAGUCGGAGAUUUCCGAGUUCCCAGUUGUUUUGAACGCGGCAAACGAUGCCAAACACAUUUUUUUAUAUGUAUGUAUUUGUAUUUAUUUAAAUCGUUAAAAAAAUAUAUCUGACUUUUUAAAAUGUAUUAAACAGUAACAUGUAAAACACAAACAGAACAGCCAGAGGGAUUACACAAAUAAAUUAGGAAGAGAGAAAUAAUAAUAAUAAUAAUAAUAAUAAUAAUAAUAAUAAUACAAAUCCACAUUAUAUCAAAUCAGAUACAGACAUGUAACGAAUAUAUUUUUUUUAAUGUUGUUUUGUAUACGUUUUAAUGAUUCUAAAUAGUUUUCCAAAUCUUCUUUUUUUAUAUAUAUAUAAAAAUGGGCUUUUUCUUCAAAAAUAUUUAUUUGUGUAUGAAACAUUUUCCUAAUAAAAUAAAGAGAUUUAUGACAUAUUGACGUUCAAUUGUGUUAUCAGUGUAGUAACAUAUUUCAAUGGUUGUAUGCAUUUUGUUGCCAAGAUAUAGUUAUAUAUCAGUCCACAACACCUCACUAUGUAAACAAUUACAAAAUAAGUGUUCAAUAGAUUCAGUUUCACUAGUAACAUCAGGUAUAUAUUUAGAAAUCAGGCUAUUACACGGGUAGAAUCUAUGGCUUCGAAGUAAACUGAUUAGCGAUUUUUACGCAAGCCUCGGAGUUCCGGUAUCAAACGUGACAUCACUAAUGUACUGUAGCUACCUGUCUCUUUUACCUCUGUUUACAGUUCUAGGAAAGUUAGCAAGGAUGUUUGUAACUAGUUGAUUUGUUGACGCACAACAAAAAACAACGUUUGGAAAGUGGUAAGCAUAUUUUUAUUUGAGUGAAAUAGUCAGAAAGCUGCUACGCAACCCUGUUAUUAUCUGUAGCUUAGCUAGCUAGGUGCUUUUAGCAACGCGGGUGUAUUUACACUUUAGCGUUGCUUUCUAUUGUAUUGGUUUGCACAAAAACUGUCCGUGGGAAGCCAGGAUUUAAGUACCAUUCCAUUUCAAUUUACUGUGCAGGGCAGGAUGGUUAGUCAUUAUUGCGGGGGAAUUUGAGACAUAUCUAAAGGAUCGUAUUAUUAAAUAGACUUCCCAAACGUGGGUGAAACUCAGCUUCACCUUCUUCUUCUUCUUCUUCAUCAUCUUCUUCUUCAGUGGGGUGGUUGGCAUCCAACGUUAUGGUGCAUUACCGCCACCUACUGUACUGGAGUGUGGGCCAGAGACGGGGAGAAACUAAAUCCUACCUUCCAACCCCGUUUCUCUUAAAAAAUAUAAUAAAAUAUUUUAGAUUAUAUCUAAUUACGUUCUACUCAAUAUACUCUUUAAAGUAAUUUCCUGUAUCCCCUUCUCCCUCAUACUAGAUAUCAUCCUCUCUCUUUCCCUCUGAUACUGCCCACACUGUAGCAAUACAUCCUCCACGGUCUCUAUUUCCUGACAAUAAUCACACUUUCCUGAUGGUUGCUUUCCUAUCACAUGUAAUGUCUUAUUCAACUGGCUGUGUCCCACCCUUAAUCUUGUAAAAAUAGCCUCCUCUCUUCUGUCCCUUCCUGCCGUCCUCCCUCCCCGACUUUCCUCUGUACUUGAAAUAAAAGCCUUCCCUUAUUAUCUCUAUUCCACUGCUCCUGCCAUCUCUGCACCAUCACUGUAUAUAUCAGUCUUUUUGACCCUGCCUUGCUCAUUGAAACUUCAACAUCAACAUCCCCACUACUAAGUGCUUGUUUAGCCUGUUCAUCUACUGCCUCGUUCCCCUCCACCCCCACAUGGGCUGGGACCCAAGUAAAUCUUAUCUGAAUACCCAUCUGUUUAAUCCUGCCAUGGGUUUGUAGCUCCUCAUAAAGCAGGUCUUGUCAGCUACGUGAGCUAAAGGACUGGAGACUCAUUAACACUGCACAUGAAUCAGAGCAAAUAACUACUCUGUCUUAUUUGACUUCCUCCACCCACUGCAGGGCCAACAGUAUGGCCAUCAGCUCUGCCGUAUAUACAGCCAGAUGAUCUGUAAUACAUUUCCUGACUUCCACCCCACAUUCCUGCACUACAAAUGCUGACCCAGUACGUCCUGUCCUUGGAUCCUUUUGAACCAUCUGUGUAAAUGGCCACAAAAUCAUGAUACACAGUUUCCAGACGUCUCUUAAAGAAAUCAGCUGGAUCAACACCCUCCCUAUCUUUCUGUAGUCUCUCCAACACUUCUUGAUCAACUACUGGAGGCGGGAGUAGCCAUGGUGGAUUUACAGGAAUAACUACAGUUGGACUAAACUCCCUUCCAUACAGUCCCAUCUCCUUCGCCUGGGUAUUACUCACCCACCCAAAGCUUGUGUUCUGUCUUCGCUCAUGUUCCCAGCAUGCCUGUAAAAUCCCUUUCGCAAGAUGAGACACCCCAUGUCCUUGUAGGUUGACCCAAUAAUUAAUUGCCAGCUGCUGCCUCCUAAUCUGCAAUGGCAUAUCCCCCAUCUCCACCUGUAAUGCAGCCACUGGGGACGUCUGAAAUGCCCCACUACAUAUUCGGAGUCCUUGCCCCUGUAUGACAUCUAGCCUUUCCAGUGAGGUCCGGGCUGCCGAACCAUAUGCUAUACUUCCAUAGUCUAUUACAGAUCGGAUCAAUGCAACAUACAUGGUCUUCAAUGAGGAAUGCCCAGUCCCCCACUCCUUCCCCGUCAGACAGCGCAUCACAUUUAGCACCAAGUUUCUCCCAUAUAACCUCAAGCAUACCUCAUCUCCCACCUUCCUCCUAGUAAAGAACACUGUUUGAGUUUUCUCUACAGAGAACCUGAAUCCCCACAUUAAUGCCCACCGCUCUACCUCAUAAAUUGCUUCCUGUACCUUCCUGACUACGUAUGGCACAUUUCUUCCCCUCUUCCAUAAGGCCCCAUCAUCUGCAAAUAAUGACCUCCCUAUACCCGGCUGUACCUGAGAGUUAACAUCAUUGAUCAUGAUUGAGAACAACAGAGGACUAAUCACGCUCCCCUGUGGUGUACCGUUAUCCACCAAGUAGCUGCCUGAAAAAGACUUCCCCACCCUCACCUGGAUAGACCUUCCAAACAGGAAAUCCUUUAUCCAGUUGUACGUUCUUCCUCCUACCCCCAUAAUAUCAAGCUUGAUUAACAACCCCUCCUUCCACAUCAUAUCAUACGCCUUCUCCACAUCAAAAAAGACAGCUACAACAGUCUCCUUGUUCACCUGAGCCUUCCUGACCUCUGCUUCUUAGCACUGGAUCCAUAGUUCCCCUACCCUUCCUGAACCGACUCUGAUGUGGUGAUACUAGCCCUCUGCUCUCCAGGAAGUCUCUGUUUAACCUUACCUCAUGUCAAAAUAAAAUGCCUCCACAAGUUAUUCAUUUUUUGUCCACAUAUGUCGCACGUGCAGGACUUUUAUUUUGACAUGAGGUAAGCAGGGAGGGAGUGGGUCUACAACAGACCCACGUUUGGAAAGUCUGUUUAUCACUGCAAGGACUGUGGGAACAGAUUCUAUUCUAGAGCGGACCUGAAAAGACAUGAACAAAUCCAGUGCAAGGUAGACCUUUGAGAUGGAGCAGGUUAAUUUGGAGAAUUAGAGGGGGGAAAUAAUUGCCCACGUGUGCUAUGUUCAAUGUAUUGUUGCUGAUGCAUUUAAUGUUGAAAGGAAUAAAACACAUUAUGAAUAAAUUAUUCUCAUCAUUUCUUACUAAAUUAUUGGUCACACAGUGUUAACUGUUACAUACACAAACAAAUAUCUUAAGUAAAAUAGUAGUAAGUAAGUGGCCUUGUCCGAAUGAAAAUGGCCCAUAGAGUAACAUAACUUACUCUGGAAAUAAAUACAUGUGACAGAGAUUCCAACGUUGAAGAAAAAUAUUUACGAGUUCUGCGCAGUCGCAUUUGCAGUAUGAUCACCUUGAUGUCACAGACCAGAGGGACGGGACCCAACCUCUCCAGUCUAGCCAAAGACAGAAGGGGUAACCCAGACAAGUCACAGGGUCUAUAAAGCUGAAGCAUCCGUUUGGAACGUUUUUUCACCACCAAAUAUGGUAGUGAGAGGAAGUCCAGUUGCGGGUAGUGGGAGAUGAUGGAACUAGGUGAAACUGGGCCGACUUUCUGCUAAUUUUCUCAUCAAUGAAACAUCUGAUCUCAAUACAUUCUUAUUUUCCCAAAAUUAUAAUCUGUUACGAACACAGUGCACUAGGUUAUAUAUACUUGACGCUUUGCCAACGUUUGAAAAUAUUGCGGUUGUUUAGGAGUGCAAGGUCGAAUUGAGUUUGUGCACACGCGCACUUCACAGAGGAGGGGUUACCUAACGGAAAUAUGCAAAUAAUGCUACAACGUGCCAAUAGGAUCUCGCUAGCUCGUGCUUGGCUUUGCCCACUCCUUGCUUGUUCUGCCUACUAUGCUUAAUUUGCUCCCACUGUAAACGACACAGAUGAACCAUCUUGGUCUAGCCGUCUAUCUAGUAACUGUUAUCUUAUUACAAUAGCUAGCUAGCUAGCUGUCUUUGAUACGUAUGUGUAUAGUUCUAGGAGAGAUAGGAUAUUUGUAACUAGUUGAUAUGUUGACGAACAACAAAAAACAACGUUUGGGAAGUGGUAAGAAUAUUUUGUGAAAUGGACAGAGCUGCUACUAACCUGUGUUAUUAUCUGUAGCAAAAGCUAGCUAGCUAACUAGGAAGCUUGAUAAAUGCGUUUUUUUGGAACACCUAACCACAAGUAAAAAGUGGUGCAAGGGUUUAUGAAUUUGUUAGUUACGAGCAUGUUGCUGGGCUAAAUCACUGGUAGGAUGGAUGCCUAAUACUGACAUGAUAUUUGAGGCACAUUCAGACCACAUUUGGUGUAUUUGACAGCUUGCCGCUGUUUCCAGGAGGAAGAUCCCUGACUCUGGGCACUGGUGUGAUCUGGAGGAGGUUAAAUCAGUCUUUCCAUUAUAGUGAACCAAACUGGGAAACAAGGGGGGCAGAUCAUCCAUAGAAGACUGGCUGUAAACUCUGGGACUGGUACCAAUAAGGGAAGGGGGGGGGUUGAUUUUCCAGUGUUGUUCCAGUUGAUGUUGUUGCAGCUAUGUCAGAAGCCAUCCUCACCUUCCAGUACCAACUCAAUGGAGUCAUGGAAACGGUCCUCAAAACUGCCCUGCAUGAGAUCACUCGGCUGGUGAAUGACAACUUCCUGGAGGGAGUGACACAGCGCAAGCAGGAAGUGGACGUCUUAAAGGAGAGGCUGCAGCAGUGUGAGCAGAGAUGGAGGGACAGAGAGGAGGAGAGGAAGAAGAGGGAAGUUGAAGAGAAAGAGCAGAGAAAGAAGAUGGAAGAGAGAGAGCAGAGGGGGAUGUGUAGGAGAUGUGGUUGUGCUGGAGACACUGAGGAGAGAGAAGAGGCUCUGUUAGGUGAGUGAGGAGAGAUGCACUGCUCAAAAAAAGGGAACACUUAAACAACACAUCCUAGAUCUGAAUGAAUGAAAUAAUCUUAUUAAAUACUUUUUUCUUUACAUAGUUGAAUGUGCUGACAACAAAAUCACACAAAAAUUAUCAAUGGAAAUCAAAUUUAUCAACCCAUGGAGGUCUGGAUUUGGAGUCACCCUCAAAAUUAAAUUGGAAAACCACACUACAGGCUGAUCCAACUUUGAUGUAAUGUCCUUAAAACAAGUCAAAAUUAGGCUCAGUAAUGUAUGUGGCCUCCACUUGCCUGUAUGACCUCCCUACAACGCCUGGGCAUGCUCCUGAUGAGGUGGCGGAUGGUCUCCUGAGGGAUCUCCUCCCAGACCUGGACUAAAGCAUCCGCCAACUCCUGGACAGUCUGUGGUGCAACGCGGCGUUGGUGGAUGAGCGAGACAUGAUGUCCCAGAUGUGCUCAAUUGGAUUCAGGUCUGGGGAACGGGCGGGCCAGUCCAUAGCAUGAAUGCCUUCCUCUUGCAGGAACUGCUGACACACUCCAGCCACAUGAGGUCUAGCAUUGUCUUGCAUUAGGAGGAACCCAGGGCCAACCGCACCAGCAUAUGGUCUCACAAGGGGUCUGAGGAUCUCAUCUCGGUACCUAAUGGCAGUCAGGCUACCUCUGGCGAGCACAUGGAGGGCUGUGCGGCCCCCCAAAGAAAUGCCACCCCACACCAUGACUGACCCACCGCCAAACCGGUCAUGCUGGAGGAUGUUGCAGGCAGCAGAACGUUGUCCACGGCGUCUCCAGACUCUGUCACGUCUGUCACAUGUGCUCAGUGUGAACCUGCUUUCAUCUGUGAAGAGCACAGGGCGCCAGUAGCGAAUUUGCCAAUCUUGGUGUUCUCUGGCAAAUGCCAAACGUCCUGCACGGUGUGGGGCUGUAAGCACAACCCCCACCUGUGGACGUCGGGCCCUCAUACCACCCUCAUGGAGUCUGUUUCUGACCGUUUGAGCAGACACAUGCACAUUUGUGGCCUGCUGGAGGUCAUUUUGCAGGGCUCUGGCAGUGCUCCUCCUGCUCCUCCUUGCACAAAGGCGGAGGUAGCGGUCCUGCUGCUGGGUUGUUGCCCUCCUACGGCCUCCUCCACGUCUCCUGAUGUACUGGCCUGUCUCCUGGUAGCGCCUCCAUGCUCUGGACACUACGCUGACAGACACAGCAAACCUUCUUGCCACAGCUCGCAUUGAUGUGCCAUCCUGGAUGAGCUGCACUACCUGAGCCACUUGUGUGGGUUGUAGACUCCGUCUCAUGCUACCACUAGAGUGAAAGCACCGCCAGCAUUCAAAAGUGACCAAAACAUCAGCCAGGAAGCAUAGGAACUGAGAAGUGGUCUGUGGUCACCACCUGAAGAACCACUUCUUUAUUGGGGGUGUCUUGCUAAUUGCCUAUAAUUUCCACCUGUUGUCUAUUCCAUUUGCACAACAACAUGUGAAAUGUAUUGUCAAUCAGUGUUGCUUCCUAAGUGGACAGUUUGAUUUCACAGAAGUGUGAUUGACUUGGAGUUACAUUGUGUUGUUUAAGUGUUCCCUUUAUUUUUUUGAGCAGUGUGUGUAUAUAUAUAUAUAUAUAUAUAUAUAUAUAUACACACACACAUACACACCUGAUAUAGGAUCUAUAACUUUGAUCUGUUCCAUCCUCAGGAGAAGAGGAAGGUUGUGUUAUCAAACAGGAGAUGUUCCAGCCAGGUGGACCCAGUGCUUUCCCAGAGAGAGAUGGUCAACAGGAAACGGCCACACCCAGCUCUUCCUGUGUAUACGAAAGGAUGGAAGAGAGGAAGGCCCAUGUGGUUCAUAUCAAAGAGGAGCCCGAUGAAUUGGGGGACUUGGUUACCCAGAUUAUCACAUCCACAGAUUCCCCCAUAAUCAGCCUGAGUCGUCUGCAGAGAUUGAGCUCACAUCCUGGGGUAUGGACCAGGGAGCCUCUUUCUCCAGCACCAGCGGCCAGGGAGUCUCCACCUCCAGCCCCAUGGACCAGGAAGGAGCAGCACCUACUCCCAAGGUCAGUAAUACCCACCCAGGGGACAGAGCAUGCUGUGGGGGCCCUCGAGACCAGCGCCUACGGCCUGAGGAUCAACACAACGGCACAGCUGAUGGUCAAACCCUACAGCUGCCAACACUGUGGGAAGAGCUUCCCUCAGCUCCGAAACCUGAAAGACCACCAGAAGUACCACCACACAGGGAAGAAAGCCUUCACCUGCUCCCAGUGUGGUAAGGGUUUUGUGUACAUGUCCCACUUCAGGGUACACAUGCAGUGCCACACAGGGGAGAGGCCGUUCAGCUGCUCUCAGUGUGGGAAGAGCUUCAACCUUCAGAGUGGCUUGAUGAAACACAGGGUCCUUCACACUUUAGAGAGAGACCUUACCACUGCACGUACUGUGGGAACAUAUUCAAUUCUAGAGCAGACCUGAAAAGACAUGAACAGAUUCAUGCAGCAAGGUAGACCUUUGAGAUGAAGCAGGUUGAUUUAGAAAAUCAGAGGGGGGAAAUAACUGCCAACGUGUACUAUGUUCAACGUAUCAAUAGUUGCUGAUGCAUUUCAUAUUGAGAGGAAUAAAACUCUUCAUGAAGAAAUUAUUCUCAUCCUUUCUUAAUAAAUGAUUGGUCACACUGUUAUUUAUUUGUUACAUACACACACAUAUAUCUUAAAAGUAAAAGAGUAAUAAGCAAGUAGCCUUGUCUGAGUCCGAACGGCCCAUAGAGUAACUUACUCUGGCAAAUAAAUACAUUUGGAACUGUACUUUAGACAGAGAUUCUAAGAUUUAAAAAAAUAUGUACCAGAUCUGCGCAGUCGCAUUGGCAGUAUGGUCACCUCGAUGUCACAGAUCGGGGGGCGGGACCCAACCAGUCUAGUUAGUUAGCUAUUAGUUUAGUUAUUAUGGAUAAUCUGUGCUAUAACAUACAGUAGUGAUGGGGAAACGAAGCUUCAUGAAGCAUUUAGCAUUUCCAGUCGAUUGUGUGGAAAAUAGGUUAAUUACGCGAGGCUUUGAUCAACAGGUUGUACACUAGUGGCACCUCCUGGUCAAAAUAAUUUAGAACAGCCAAAUUAUUAUAGUUUACUUCGCACACGCCGCAGCGCGUGCUCAGGGUAGCCACAGAUAACAUCUUUGGGGUGGCUUUUUUGGCUUUUAACGAAACCUAUGGAUCAGGUGGUUGUUCGACAAAACGAAGCUUCAGACGCCAUUGAUCACGUGCUUCUGACAAAGCAAUACAAGCGUCAGCACACUGCUUCGAAAAAAACUGAUUAGCGAUUUCUACGCAUGUCUCGGAGUUCCGGUAUAAAUCAUGACAUCACUAAUAUACAUUAGCUACCUGUCUUUUUUUACCCAUGUAUACAGUUCUAGGAGAGAUAGCUAGGAUGUUUGUAACUAGUUGAUUUGUUGACGCACAACAAAAAACAACGUUCGGAAAGUGGUAAGCAUAUUUUUAUUUGAGUCAAAAGGUCAGAAUGCUGCUACACAACCCCGUGUUAUUGUCAGUAGCAUAACUAGCUAGGUGCUUUUAGCAACGCGGGUGUAUUUACACAUUUAGCGUUGCUUUCUACAGUAUUGUAUUGGGUUGCACAAAAACAGUCCGUGGGAAGCCAGGAGUUAAAUAUAAUUCAAUUUCAACGUACUUUGCAGGUGGGUAGGAUGGUUAGUAAUUAUGACGGGGGAAUUUGACACAUAUCUAAAGGAUCGUGUUAUUAAAUAGACUUCCCAAACGUGGGUCUUCCUCUCUGCUUAACCUUACCUCAUGUCAAAAUAAAAUUCCAGCACAAGGUAUUCAUUUUUUGUCCACAUAUGUCGCACCUGCAGGACUUUUAUUUUGACAUGAGGUAAGCAGGGAGGGAGUGGGUCUACAACAGACCCACGUUUGGAAAGUCUGUUUAAUAGUAUGAUCCUUUUAGAGGUUUUGUCUCAACACGCACUGCCAAAACCACCUAACGUUACUAGCUAGCAAACUUGAGAAAUGCAUUAUUUGGUAUACCUAACCACAGCCAAAAGUGGUGUACAGUGCAUUCUGAAAGUAUUCAGACCCCUUGACUUUUUCCACAUUUAUUACAUUACAGCCUUAUUGUAUUAAAAAUAAAAAAACAAAUAUCACAUUUACAUAAGUAUUCAGACCCUUUACUCAUUACUUUGUUGAAGCACCUUUGGCAGCAAUUACAGCCUCGAGUCUUCUUGGGUAUGACGCAACAAGCUUGGCACACCUGUAUUUGGGAUGUUUCUUAAAUUCUUCUCUCCAGAUCCUCUCAAGAUCUGUCAGGUUGGAUGGGGAGCAUCGCCACACAGCUAUUUUCAGGUCUCCAGAGAUGUUUGAUCGGGUUCAAUUCCGGGUUCAAGUCCGGGCUCUGGCUGGGCCACUCAAGGACAUUCAGCGACUUGUCCCGAAGCCACUCCUGCGUUGUCUUGGCUGUGUGCUUAGAGUCGUUGUCCUGUUGGAAGGUGAACCUUCACCCCCAGUCAGGUCCUGAGCGCUCUGGAGCAGGUUUUCAUCAAGGAUCUCUGUACUUUGGUCCGUUCAUCUUUCCCUCGAUCCUGACUAGUCUCCCAGUCCCUGCUGUUGAAAAACAUCCCCACAGCAUGAUGCUGCCACCACCAUGCUUCACCGUAGGGAGGGUGCCAGGUUUCCUCUAGACGUGACGCUUUGCAUUCAGGCCAAAGAGUUCAAUCUUUGUUUCAUCAGACCAGAGAAUCUUGUUUCUAAUGGUCUGAGAGUCCUUUAGGUGCCUUUUGGCAAACUCCAAGCAGGCUGUCAUGUGCCUUUUACUGAGGAGUGGCUUCCGUCUGGCCACUCUACCAUAAAGGCCUAAUUGGUGGAGUGCUGCAAAGAUGGUUGUCCUUCUGGAAGGUUAUCCCAUCUCCACAGAGUAACUCUGGAGCUCUGUCAGAGUAACCAUCGGGUUCUUGGUCACCUCCCUGACCAAGGCCCUUCUCCCCCGAUUGCUCAGUUUGGCUGGGAGGCAAGCUCGAGGAAGAGUCUUGGUGGUUCUAAACUUCUUCCAUUUAAGAAUGAUGGAGGCCACUGUGUUCUUGAGGACCUUCAAUGCUGCAGACAUUUUUUGGUACCCUUCCCCAGAUUUGUGCCUCGACACAAUCCUGUCUCGGAGCUCUACGGACAAUUCCUUCGACCUCAUGGCUUGGUUUUCGCUCUGACAUGCACUGUCAACUGUGGGACCUUUAUAUAGACAGGUGUGUGCCUUUCCAAAUCAUGUCCAAUCAAUUGAAUUUACAACAGGUGGACUCCAAUCAAGUUCUCAAGGAUGAUCAAUGGAAACAGGAUACACCUGAGCUCAAUUUCAAGUCUCAUAGCAAAGGGUCUGAAUACUUAUGUAAAUAAGGUAUUUCUGUUUUUUAUUUGUAAUACAUUUGCAAACAUUUCAAAAACCUGUUUUUGCCUUAUCAUUAUGGGGUAUUGUGUGUAGAUUGAUGUGGAAUUUAUUUGAUCAAUUUUAGAAUAAGGCUGUAAUGUAACAAAAUGUCAAAAAAAGUCAAGGGGUCUGAAUACUUUACAAAUGCACUAAUUUGUUCAUUACGAGCAUGUUUCUGGGCUAAAUCAUUGGUAGGUGAGCUGCCUAAUACUGACAAGAUAUUUGAGGCACAUCAAGACCACAUUUGGUGUUUUUGACAACUUGCCCCUGUUUCCAGGAGGAAGAUCCCUGACUCUCUGGGCACUGGUGUGAUCUGGAGGCUAAAUCCCAGUCUUUCCAUUAUAGUGAACCAAACUGGGAAACAAGUGGGGCAGCUCAUCCAUAGAAGACUGGCUGUGAACUCUGGGACUGGUACCGAUAAGGGAAGGGGGGUUGAUUUUCCAGUGUUCAGUUGAUGUUGUUGCAGCUAUGUCAGAAGCCAUCCUCACCUUCCAGUACCAACUCAAUGGAGUCAUGGAAACGGUCCUCAAAACCGCCGUGCAUGAGAUCACUCGGCUGGUGAAGGACAGCUUCCUGGAGGAAGUGACACGGAGCAAGCAGGAAGUGGACGUCUUGAAGGAGAGGCUGCAGCAGUGUGAGCAGAGAUGGAGGGACGGAGAGGAAGAGAGGAAGAGGAGGGAAGUUGAAGAGAAAGAGCAGAGAAAGAAGAGGGAAGAGAGAGAGCAGAGGGGGAUGUGUAGGAGAUGUGGUUGUGCUGGAGACACUGAAGAGAGAGAAGAGGCUCUGUCAGGUGAGAGGAACACACACACACACACACACACACAAUAUAGGAUCUCUGACUUUUUUUUUGUUCUCUCCUCAGGAGCAGAGGAAGGUUUUGUUAUCAAACAGGAGAUGUUCCAGCCAGAUGGACCCAGCGCGAGAGAGGGUCCACAGGAAACGGCCACACCCAGCUCUUCCUGUGUCUCUGAGAGGAUGGUAGAGAGGGAUGCCCAUGUGGUCCAUAUCAAAGAGGAGCCCAAUGACUGGGGGGACUUGGUAAACCAGAUGGUCACAUCCACAGAUUCCCCCAUAAUGAGCCUGAGUCGUCUGCAGAGAUUGAGCUCAAAUCCUGGGGCAUGGACCAGUGAGCCUCAGCCUCCACCUCCACUCCCAGCACCAUGGGCCAGUGAGCCUCAUCCUCCAGCAACAUGGGCCAGAGAACCUCUACCUCCAGCACCAUUGGUCAGGGAGCCUCCACCUCUACCUCCAACACCAUGGACCAGGAAGGAGCAACACUUACUCCCAAGGUCAGUGAUACCCACUCAGGGGACAGAGCAUGCUAUGAGGGCCCUCGAGACAAGCCCCAACGGCCUGAGCCUCAACACAACGGCACAGCUGAGGGUCAAACCCUACAGCUGCCCACACUGUGGGAAGAGCUUCCCUCAGCUCCGAAACCUGAAAGACCACCAGAAAUACCACCACACAGGGAAGAAGGCCUUCACCUGCUCCCAGUGCGGGAAGGGCUUUGUGUACAUGUGCCACCUCAGGGUACACAUGCAGUGCCACACAGGGGAGAGGCCGUUCAGCUGCUCUCAGUGUGGGAAGAGCUUCAGCCUUCAGAGCGGCUUGAAGAGACACAGGGUCAUUCACACUGCAGAGAGGCCUUACCACUGCACGGACUGUGGGAACAGAUUCUAUUCUAGAUCGGACCUGAAAAGACAUGAACACAUCCAGUGCAAGGUAGACCUUUGAGAAGGAGCAGGUUAAUUUGGAAAAUCAGAGGGGGGAAAUAGUACACCUGGGCAGUCAUGUUCAAUGUAUUGUUGCUGAUGCAUUUCAUGUUGAGAGGAAUAAAACACAUUAUGAAGAAAUUAUUCUCAUCAUUUCUUACUAAAUUAUUGGUCACACACAGUGUUAACUGUUACAUACACAAACAAAUAUCUUAAGUAAAAGAGUAGUAAGUAAGUGGCCUUGUCCGAAUGAAAAUGGCUCAUAGAGUAACAUAACUUACUCUGGAAAUAAAUACGUGACAGAGAUUCCAACGUUGAAGAAAAAUAUUUACGAGUUCUGCGCAGUCCCAUUCGCAGUAUGAUCACCUCGUUGUCACAGACCAGAGGGACGGGACCCAACCUCUCCAGUCUAGCCAAAGACAGAAGGGGUAACCCAGACACGUCACAGGGUCUAUAAAGCUGAAGCAUCCGUUUGGAAUGUUUUUUCAGCACCAAAUAUGGUAGUGAGAGGAAGUUCAGUUGCGGGUAAUGGGAGAGGAUGGAACUAGGUGAAACUUGGCCGACUUCCUGCUAAUUUUCUAAUUAAUGAAAUAUCUGAUCUCAAUAAAUUUUCUGUUUCCAAAACUAAAAUCUGUUACAAACACAGUGCAUUAGGUUUUAUAGACUUGACGCUUUGCCAACAUUUAAAACAAUUGCGUUGUUUAGAACGAGUGCAAGGUUCAAUUGAAUUUGUGCACACGCGCACUUCACAGAGACGUUCCCUUACGGAAAGAUACAAAUAACGCUACAACAUGCCAAUAGGAUCUCGCUAGCUCGUGAUUGGCUUUGCUGCUUGUUCUGCCCACUAUGCUUCAUUUGCUCCCGCUGUAAACGACACAGAUUAACCAUCUUGUGUUAGUUAUAUUUUAUGUCUAGCCGUCUGUCUAGUAGCUGUUAGCGUAUUACAGUAGCUAGCUAGCUACAGUUCUAGGAGAGACAGGAUAUUUGUAACUAGCUGAUUUGUUGACGAACAACAAAAAACAACGUUUGUGAAGUGGUAAGAAUAUUUUUUGAAAUCAACAGAGCUGCUACAGUACUACCCUGCGUUAUUAUCUGUAGCUAAAGCUAGCUAGCUAACUAGCAAGCUUGAUAAAUGCAUUAUUUUAUACACCUAACCACAAGCAAAAAGGGGUGUAAGGGUUUAUUAAUUUGUUCAUUACGAGCAUGUUUCUAGGCUAAAUCAUUGGUAGGUGAGCUGCCUAAUACUGACAAGAUAUUUGAGGCACAUCAAGACCACAUUUUGUGUUUUCGACAGCUUGCCCCUGUUUCCAGGAGGAAGAUCCCUGACUCUCUGGGCACUGGUGUGAUCUGGAGGAGGCUAAAUCCCAGUCUUUCCAUUAAUAUAGUAAACCAAACUAGGAAACAAGGGGGGCAGCUCAUCCAUAGAAGACUGGCUGUGAACUCUGGGACUGGUACCAGUAAGGGAAGGGGGGGGGGGGUUGAUUUUCCAGUGAUCAGUUGA